Aspergillus brunneoviolaceus CBS 621.78 is the source of this 1423-nucleotide messenger RNA. Its product is annotated as putative L-cystine transporter. Bases 184 to 1041 code for a protein of 285 amino acids. The record is from RefSeq and is a predicted model, not a curated record. The transcript has 4 exons. Gene Ontology annotation, cellular component: vacuolar membrane; fungal-type vacuole. Gene Ontology annotation, molecular function: L-cystine transmembrane transporter activity. Gene Ontology annotation, biological process: L-cystine transport. NCBI's taxonomy places the organism in Eukaryota, Fungi, Ascomycota, Eurotiomycetes, Eurotiales, Aspergillaceae.
UAUCGUCCGCGCUGCGAUCAAGUGAUCCCUGCCCUUCGCUCCCCCUCCCCCCUCUCCCUUCAAUUCGAACAAAGACAAUAUGUGUAUCUCCUGGAUCUAAUUCAUCCUUCUUUUGACCUGAAUUUUCUCUCACAACUCUCUUCUCUCUUUCUAUGGUUAUCUAAAGUGUUCGAAAUUCCAACCAUGACUUCUCAACUCGAGAUAUUCGUCAGAGCUCUCUCUCGCCUUCUGGGCUGGAUCUACACGCUUUGCUGGUCCGCGUCAUUCUAUCCCCAACCGCUCAACAACUUCCGGCGACGCUCAACCACCGGUCUAGCCAUAGACUUUCCUACGAUCAAUGUUCUAGGUUUCGUCUGCUAUACGAUCUAUACUUCUGCGUUCCUUUGGUCUCCUGUUAUUCGUGAACAAUAUGCCGCCCGCCAUCCUCUCGCACAAGACGCUACGGUGCGCUUUAAUGACUUCGCUUUCGCCAUUCAUGCUGUCGUUCUCAGCGUCAUCUAUUACUCCCAGUUCUGGCCCUUUAUCUGGGGCUUCAAGGUCUCUCGGUAUCAACGGGUUAGCAAACCGGUCGCUGGUCUUUUUUGGGGCUCGAUCGUCGGCGUGGGCGCUGUCGUGGUGAUUGUUCUUGCCAAUAGUCCCAAUGGGGGACUCGAUCCUUUCUCGUGGGCUUGGAUCGAUGUUAUCUACGCCCUCUCAUAUGUGAAACUGAUCAUCACCAUCGUGAAAUACGUACCUCAGGCAUGGGUGAACUAUAAGCGCAAGUCCACCUAUGGCUGGAGUAUCGAAGGAAUCCUCUUCGACUUCUCUGGCGGUAUUCUGUCUCUUGCGCAACUGAUUAUGGAUUCGAGUUUCCAGGGCGAUUGGAGCGGCAUCACCGGAAACCCCGCCAAGUUCCUUUUAUCGAACGUGACCAUUUUCUUUGACGUCAUUUUCAUCGUGCAGCACUACAUCCUUUACAAGGAUGCAGAGGAUGAUAAGGAUAAAGGACAGGGUGCAAACGAUAGAACGCCGCUUUUGUCGCAAGCCAACGAUCUGCCGUGAGCAGUUGGUGUCAGCGUAUUGGAUGCGCAAGUCGGAUACAUCGCGAUUUGCUUUUUUGUUUGGAGCUUUUUUGGUGGCGGGUCCCUGCUUACCUUGGUUGCAAUUUUCUCUGUCCGUUUGUCGUGCCUCAAGUUUCGCGAAACGAUAAGAUCCCAACCGAGGCUCGGGAUUUCUUGGAAUAUGUAUGAGACGCUUGAAUCUCUGCCGAAUAUAUGACGGAGAAGCCGUUUAAUUGUGAGAUGGGUGGUUGAGAGCAUUUUCGACGUCUGAAGGUGGUCCAGAGAUGACUCAACCACCGGUGCUCCAUGAUUGAUAGAAUAUAUUUUUGGAAUAAUGUCUUGCACCAGGUUACGGCACAUACCAUAAUUUGGAUGUAACAUGA